UUGGAUGGUGGGGGUGGGUGAAAAUUGGGUCGGCGGCGGCGACACUGCUAUCCUGUAGUUGAGCCAUCGACGGACAGGUGGCAGCAGCGAUGGUGCGGCCGGUGCGUCAGUGCCGGUCGGGCGGCACAACAUCAUCUGACUCGAUGGACAGCGGCCUGGCGGGCGAAGAUUCGCCGCCGCAGCAGGACGGCUCCGCACGCACCAUCCGGGUCGAACAGCCGCUCCAAGACCCGAAGCUGAAGCCUCGCCACCCGUGCUCCGUGUGCCACCAGCUGUUCGCCUUGCGCAGCACCUGGCACGAGCACAUGCGCUCCGCACACGGCAUCACCAAACCCUUCGACUGUGACGAGUGCGGCAAGCGCUACUCCAUGCUGGGCGCGCUCAACUACCACCGACUCACCACCCACCGCGGCGUGGUGCACGCCUGCAAGACGUGCGGCAAGCGCUUCAUGACCAAGCCGGGGCUGGUGCGCCACGCCAAGUCGCACUUCGGCGGCGUGUACGUGUGCGAGGACUGCGAGAAGACGUACCCGACGCGGGACAGCCUGCGCCGCCACCGCCAGCAAGUGCACAUGGGUGACAAGCCGCACGUGUGCCAGUUCUGCCAAGAGCGGUUCGGCGCCAGUCACAGCCUGAACCGUCACGUGAAGCGACGCCACCAGACGGGACCGGCCGCCGCCGCCGCCGAGCCGCCGGCCGCCUCCGAACACACCUGCCACCUCUGUCGCAAGCCGUUCGCCUCGGCCGAGGCUCUGCGCAAGCACGUGCAGAGCAUGCACCGGCACGCCCAGUACCAGUGUGAGACGUGCCUGAGGCGCUUCUACGACCUGAGCAACUUCAGCCGACAUCGCGACGCCAAGACGUGCACGCCGGCCGUCAGCGUCGACCUGCUGGAGGCGUCGACGCUAGCGGCCACGCCGGUGCCGCUGGUGCUGGAGCCGCAGCAGCCGGCGCCGCCCGCCCCCGAGCCGGUCGCACCCGCCGCCGAGAUCGAACUCAGCGCCGACGAGAACAGCGAGUUCGCAGCCGCCGCCGCCGACGACGAGUUCGCCGAGUUCGCGCGGCGCUACGCCGAGCCGGCGCCCGCCGGCGGCGGCGACCACGUGGAGCUUCAGCCGGUGGACGCGGUGGAGCUGCAGCCGUUGGUCACCAAUGGCCAGGACGUAUACGUCACGCUGUACCCGGCCGGCGAGAACAACGGCCACCGCUUCGUCUGCCUGCAGGACGGCGACAGCACGGUGUUUGCCGAGGCGCCCCUCGUCGCGGAGCACGUGCUCAACGUCAACUAG
Molecule: messenger RNA, 1289 nt
Organism: Pollicipes pollicipes
Lineage: Eukaryota; Metazoa; Arthropoda; Thecostraca; Pollicipedomorpha; Pollicipedidae
Product: zinc finger protein 771
Exons: 7
Coding region: 90-1289 (399 amino acids)
Biological process (GO): regulation of transcription by RNA polymerase II
Molecular function (GO): DNA-binding transcription factor activity; RNA polymerase II cis-regulatory region sequence-specific DNA binding
Source: RefSeq, a predicted model, not a curated record